AUGACAGCGCGUGGAUCUCCUGACGAUGACGUGGCCAUAGUCCAAGUGGAGCGCAUCCAUCUACACCCCAACUUCUACCGCCACCUCGGGACACCGGGCUGCGAUAAUGAUAUUGCAUUACUACAGCUCACCGAAUCGGUGGGCUACUCAAUGCGCCGUAUCCCGAUUCACAUCCCGGACCGCUUCCCAGCUUGGCAUCACAGGAAUUUGACUCUGGAGAUUACCGGGUGGGGGCUGCUUGGGAAAAGACAACCGCCCAGCGUCGAUUUGCGGAUGUACCCGGCAAAAUGGCGCCCAUUUCAAGAUUGUAAUCGGGCUUAUUAUCUAACCAGUACGGUCAUCUGCUAUCGGGGCCGGCCGAGGCAUGUCGGUCCAUGUGAGGGCGAUUCCGGCGCGCCAGUGGCCACUAAAUACCACGGUGCCUGGUUGCAACUGGCUGUCCAUACUGGAGCAAUCUCUACCUGCGAUUAUUCGAUCUACACGAUUGCCUAUGGCGUGGAGACGGCCAUCCACUGCGCCUGGCUCCAGCAGACAAUUGGCAUGCGGAAACUCGUCGAUUCUGAUGAAUUUCUUGAGGACCAGGAGCCUUCUGAUAUUGACAGAAAUGUAAUUUUUACCCAAUGGGUGCACGAAUGCACGGGAACGCUGAUCGGACUUCGCUGGGUGCUCACCGCGGCGCAUUGCAACAUCAAAGAAGAGAAUGGGGGGCUGAACGAAAUUCGCGUCGUACUUGGCGCUACGAACAUCAACAUCAAUGGCAAAUACAAGCCGGGAGAUGGGGCGCAAGAAAUCAAGAUCAGGCAUAUCCACCGGCAUCCAAAUGCACGGCCGGUGCCGAACCACAACCGGGUGUUCGACACCUACGACCCGUUCGGGAUCUCGUUGCUCGAGUUGGAUCACGACGUGAGACUCCAUGAGGGUAGUGUCAUCCCGGUUACGCUAGUCCGGGAGGGUUCGGCAGCUUUUGCUACCGUGCGGAAAUAUUGGAGCAUUGUCACCGGGUUCGGAUGGGGCAUCGAGGCUUUGCGAGCCCCCUUCCAUCCCCUCCUUCGCUUCUACCAGGCGGGCUAUACAUCCGGCUGCACCCGGAUCUCACACCCCAACUUUAUCUGCUUCGACUAUCUGGACUACCCGAAGCGGUCGUUUCCUUGCUAUGGAGAUGAGGGAGGCGGCAUCAUCGUGCAAGUGGCUAGUCCGUCCGGUCAUAUGCCAUACUACUGGGUGAUGCUGGCCAUGAACAUUAACGGUCCGCAUUGCUCGGAAAAUCAGCAGCAAGCCCUUCGAGUGACCCUCUUCUGCGAGUGGUUCGAGCAAAUUACCGGCAUCCAAUUCUGCCUCAGCUCGCUUGUU
Molecule: messenger RNA, 1350 nt
Organism: Mesorhabditis spiculigera
Lineage: Eukaryota; Metazoa; Nematoda; Chromadorea; Rhabditida; Rhabditidae
Source: the annotation of a GenBank genome assembly